Molecule: messenger RNA, 1533 nt
Organism: Durio zibethinus
Lineage: Eukaryota; Viridiplantae; Streptophyta; Magnoliopsida; Malvales; Malvaceae
Product: purine permease 1-like
Cellular component (GO): membrane
Molecular function (GO): purine nucleoside transmembrane transporter activity
Source: RefSeq, a predicted model, not a curated record
GCUGAUAUGACUAUCUCAUUCUCAGCCUCACUUUUGACUCUUGCCAUUUCUUUUUACAUAUAAUUGACGUGUUCUUUCUUGAUACAACCACAAGACAGUUUUGCUCUUUGUAAAAACGUACACUCUCCAUAUAUACAACCAAAAGAGACUCCAGUUUUCUCUGUAAUUAAUCAUGGAGGUCGUCAGGGAACAUAAACCAGGCAACGCCAUGAGAAAAGUUCUCCUAGUAAUAAACUGCGUCAUUCUUUCUAUAGGCAACUGCGGUUGUCCGCUUCUGAUGCGCCUCUACUUCAUCCGUGGUGGAAAACGAGUCUGGUUCUCGAGCUGGCUCCAGACUUGUGGUUGGCCCAUCAUCCUUUUUCCUAUCGCCUGUGCUUACAUGCACCGUUCCAGGACCCAACCCACUUCGGAAAACAAGCUUUUCUUCAUGAAACCUCCCUUAUUCAUUGCCACCGCGGUCAUUGGUACCCUGACUGGCCUUGAUGACUACUUCUAUGCCUAUGGCGUCGCCCGUCUUCCCGUUUCAACUUCUUGUUUAAUCAUUGCCUCACAGUUGGCUUUCACAGCAGGGUUUGCUUUCCUUUUAGUGAAACAAAAGUUCACUUCAUAUUCCAUAAACGCUGUGUUUUUGUUAACUGUAGGAGCAGGUGUCUUAGCUUUGCAUACGAGAAGUGACCGGCCUGCAAAUGAAUCAAACAGGGAAUAUGUUUUAGGGUUUCUAAUGACCCUGGCUGCAUCUGCUUUGUAUGGGUUUAUCUUGCCUUUGGUGGAGUUAAUGUACAAGAAGGCAAAUCAAGAAAUUAGCUACGCCCUUGUGAUGGAGAUUCAGAUGGUGAUGUGUUUGUUUGCUACUGGUUUUUGCACCGUUGGUAUGCUGGUUAACAAUGAUUUCAAGGGCAUUCCAAAAGAAGCAAGGGAAUUCGAGCUUGGAGAAACAAAGUAUUAUGUUGUUGUCAUUUGGACUGCAAUAGUAUCGCAGUGUUUCUUCUUGGGAGUAAUAGGAGUAAUCUUUUGUGCUUCAUCUUUGCUAUCGGGUAUAAUAAUUGCACUUCUAUUACCCGUAACAGAGAUUCUGGCAGUAAUUUUCUACAAAGAAAACUUUCAACCAGAGAAGGGCGUGGCUCUCGCACUCUCUCUCUGGGGCUUCAUUUCAUACUUCUACGGUGAGAUCAAGCAAAUCAAGAAAAGGAAACCAGCUCCUGAAACAGAGAUGCCAUCAGUUCCCAAUACUCUGGAAAGUGUUUAAAUAUUGGUAAUCCGACCAAUUCCAAGUUCCAACUUCGAGUGGCUAAUAGUUUUCAUCGGAAUAUUGCUCGAUCAACAUAUUUGCAAAAGAAGAAAGAAAUUUAUCCUACCUACUUAGAUAAGAAAUUUCCUUUGUAUGUUCUUGUAAGGAUUCGAUUUUUCAACAAUUUCAAGUUUAACAUACCGGCAACUAUUAAUACAUUAAAUUCCCAGAUAUUCUUCCCCACUUUGGAAUAUACACACAUCCUGCAUGUAUUAUGUAUAUGUACAUACAUUUAUAUUAUUACU